AUGUCUGCGAGUCAGGCCGCGCAGACACUCAACCAAGAUAGCGGAAGUGACUCAGGAGCGAGUAGCCCUUCACAUGACUCAGAAGCCAAGAACUCUGAGGAGACAAUCACGAAACAAUUCUUAAUGGAACAACUUGACGUACUUACGCAAAAACUACUUACAUCUUGGACAAAAAGCUUUGACAGCUUGAAGAAAGACGUCCAAGAAAUGGGGACCCGUAUCUUGCAUGUGGAGGAGAAAAUGGAAGAAUAUAUGGAGGCGCAUAACAACUUGGCAGACCAUGGGCAAGCAAUGGAGGAGAAAGUGCAACAAUUAGAAAACAAACUUAUAGACCUAGAGGAUCGAGCAAGGUGGAAUAGCCUCCACAUUAGGGCAUCCCCAAAGAAUUGA
This is a messenger RNA of Pelobates cultripes (western spadefoot toad), 390 nucleotides long. NCBI's taxonomy places the organism in Eukaryota, Metazoa, Chordata, Amphibia, Anura, Pelobatidae. The record is from the annotation of a GenBank genome assembly.